CACAGGGUGGAGAAUGGAGCCAUGGGGGCAGGGCGGAAUGGACUGCCGUAGACUGCCACCGCGUCGUCGCUGUCCAUGCGCGCGGAGCCGGCUUCUCGCAAGCGGGGCUCGGUGGGAAUGGCCGUGCGUGAUCGCAGCCCUCAAGAGAUUGCAGAGCAGCGAGCCGAGAAAUUGUUUCGCCGGCGUGGAAGACAUCGCCGUGGUCGCCGAUGGAUUAUCGAGCGAGCUAGCUCUGCGGAAUCACCAGUGCCCGGACAUGGGGGCUGUCAAGCCCUGCGACCUCGAAGAUCAGCAAGACGUGCGAGGAUAUGAGAUUACUUCCCUAGUAUUCACGACGAGCUGGGGCAACUGUGUUUGACUAGGAUUCCGCGUUCGAAGGUAUACGACAUGGCUCUGGUGUGCAAGAAGUGGAAGGCGUAUCUGCUGCACCCGGAGCUGUACAAGGCUCGAAGGCUGCAAUCCGUUCGCGAAGAUUGGGUGUUUAUUUUAGGAGUAGCGAAUGUCGAUAGGAAAUGUGUUUGACUAGGAUUCCGCGUUCGAAGGUAUACGACAUGGCUCUGGUGUGCAAGAAGUGGAAGGCGUAUCUGCUGCACCCGGAGCUGUACAAGGCUCGAAGGCUGCAAUCCGUUCGCGAAGAUUGGGUGUUUAUUUUAGGAGUGACGAAUGUCGAUAAGAAAUGGCGGGCGUAUCGACCCACCGUGAACGAUUGGGUGGUGAUACCACCGUGCCCUAGCGAUUUCGUGGUUCACACGUGCGACAAGGAGAGCAUGGUGGCCGGGCUGAACUUGAUGGUCCUAGGGCAAGGCGGAGAUGGAUACGUAGUGUGGAGAUUCGACACCAUCAGGAGUGCGUGGUCGACGACUCCGAAAAUGCAUACUGAUCGGUGUCUAUUCGGCUCGGCCAGCUUCGGACAAUUUGCCUACUUCGCCGGAGGUACGAGUCGAAGGAGUCUUCUGAAGUCGGUCGAGAGGUACAACUCCGAAACCGACUCAUGCUGCCUGACAUGAACACGGAGAGGAAGUGCUGCUCGGGAUUUGUGAUGGACGGCAAGUUCCACGUCAUUGGCAGUCAACAACAGUCGAUCAUACUCAAUUCGGGAGAGGUGUAUGACCCGGCGAUGAAAACUUGGAAUCUAAUUGAGGACAUGUGGCCCAAGAAGUUCGUCCCGAGCACCCAAGUCGCGCCACCUUUGAUCGCCGUCCUGAACAAUCAGCUGUAUGGCAUCAACAUCAUCGAGAACAUGUUGAUGUCCUACGACAAGGAGAAGAACCAGUGGCAACUCCUGGAGAAGGUUCCUCAUCGGGCCGAGAACACCAAUGGUUGGGGCCUGGGCUUCAAAGCCGUGGGCGACGAGUUGUUCGUGAUCGGCGGUGCGCGAAGGGUCGGCCUGUUUUUACCACAGAUUCAUGCAUACAGUCCGAAGGCGGAAGGCAGUGAGAGAUGGAGCAUCAUCGGAGUCGCGAGAGGUGGUAUUAUGCGGGAUGGCACUCGUGGUGGGUCGUUUUCUCUGAAGUAAGAGCUGGGACCAAUGAUUCGCGAUGGCGGGAGGUGCUUGGGAAGACGCAGUUCGGACCUCGAUUGAUGAAGAAGAAGGGGUUUCGUGGGAGGUGGUCGUUGCGCAGGAAUGGGCGGAAGCAUGAAAGGAGGUCCAUACCUUGCUCUUUAUUUGUGGGGAUUCAUGCUGGUUUUGUCACUCGGGAUGAUGGCUAUUUAUCCCGUUCUCAUUGCCCGACUGUUUAACAAGUUCACUCCACUGCCCGAAGGAGAGCUGAGGGCAAAAAUCGAAAAGCUGGCGUCAUUACUAAAGUUUCCCUUGAAGAAGCUGUUUGUCAUUGACGGAUCCACAAGAUCUAGCCAUAGCAAUGCAUACAUGUAUGGUUUUUUCAACAGCAAGCGCAUUGUGCUUUAUGAUACACUUAUACAACAGUGUAAGGAGGAAGAGGUCGUAGCAGUUCUCGCACAUGAACUUGGCCACUGGCAGCUUAGUCAUACCAUGUAUUCCUUUCUAGCCAUGCAGGUUCUUACGCUGUUGCAAUUCGGCGGUUAUACAUUAGUUCGCAAUUCAACUGAUCUUUUCCGAAGUUUUGGUUUCUCAACCCAGCCUGUUCUUAUUGGCCUCGUGUUAUUCCAGCAUACAAUCAUGCCCUUGCAACAUCUUGUUAGCUUUGGCCUCAACCUGGUCAGCAGGGAAUUCGAGUUUCAGGCCGAUGCAUUCGCAAGGAAGCUUGGUUACGCAGAUUCUUUGCGAGGCCUCAUCAAGUUACAAGAGGAAAGCCUUUCAGCAAUGAACACAAAUCCCUGGUACUCAGCAUAUCACUACUCUCAUCCACCGCUUGUCGAACGGCUCCAGGCUCUUGACAAGUACACAAAGAAGGACGAAUGAUGGAAUCACGUCUGGAGAGGAAGCACCAGAGUUGUAGCGUCAGCUAUUAGAGCUUCAUUUGAAAUCGUCCAGCGGACAUAUGUACACAAGAGAAAAUGUUUUGGAAUUGUGCACGGAUGACAGGGAUCUGGUGACUUCACCAGAGUAUAUCAUAUGAGUAGAACAUCACACCUUAGGCUGCUUGGGACUUUGGUAGGUGGCUUUACCUCAUUGGUAAGAUGGGCCAGCAGUUCUUGUUCAAGGGAGAGCUGUGAUCAAUGAUCUUGUCUUGAACUUGUCAACACGAAUCUGCACUUUCGCACUUGUUCCACAUUCAUGUGCUCC
Messenger RNA from Marchantia polymorpha subsp. ruderalis, 2707 nucleotides. The record is from the annotation of a GenBank genome assembly. Lineage: Eukaryota; Viridiplantae; Streptophyta; Marchantiopsida; Marchantiales; Marchantiaceae.